Molecule: messenger RNA, 1986 nt
Organism: Lagenorhynchus albirostris (white-beaked dolphin)
Lineage: Eukaryota; Metazoa; Chordata; Mammalia; Artiodactyla; Delphinidae
Gene: FAABTP
Product: transmembrane protein 19
Cellular component (GO): membrane
Source: RefSeq, a predicted model, not a curated record
GGAGGCGAGCCACGGGACGCUGACAAGCGGCGAGGAGCGAGCUGAGCUCCAGGAUCCUCGGCCCUGGCCGCCUGGACCCGGCCUCUAGGGCUGCGCGGGCGGCCGUCGAGAGUGACCGCACUCCGUCACUCGGGGCUUGCCACCGGGACACCCCAAAUUCCGGCACCGCGCCUCGCCUCUCUGCAUUUGCCGACCCCCAGCGUCAGCGCGUGGGCGGGCGGUGGGGGCGGAGCUCGCCCUCCGGGCCGCUGAUUGGCUGCUUCCGCUUCCCUUUCACCUUCCCAGUUGCGAAAUUCAGGUGUGAAGGGACCGCGGUCUGCGAGCCCGCCGCUGUCUGAGAGGUUGCGGUUUGCUCUCGCAGGGAGGCGUUAAUCUCGCUCAGGCUUCUGCGGCAGCGCCCCACCAGCCCAGUUUCCAGAAAUAGUUUGGGUUUAUAUUAUUUUCUCGGACGGUGGAAGAUGUUGGCAUUUAUGUUCGCCUCUACACGAAUGUUUUGCUGGCAACUUAAAUGACUAUUUUUCUCAGAAACGCGAGAUAUUUCCCCCCCCAGGUGUUCAUACUGUUAUUUUUCAUGACAGAUCUUGACCACAACAUACAAAAAUACAUAGAGAUGAUAACUAAUAUAGUUAUAUUGAGUCUGAUCAUUUGCAUUUCUUUAGCUUUCUGGAUUAUGUCUAUGACUGCAAGCACCUAUUAUGGUAACUUACAGCCUAUUUCUCCUUGGCGUUGGCUGUUUUCAGUUUUUGUUCCCGUUUUGAUCGUCUCUAAUGGCUUUAAAAAGAAAAGUCUAAAUCAUAGUGGGGCUUUAGGAGGGCUCGUGGUUGGAUUUAUCCUAACCGUUGCAAAUUUCAGCUUUUUCACCUCUUUGCUGAUGUUUUUUCUUUCUUCCUCAAGACUCACUAAAUGGAGGGGAGAAACAAAGAAACGUCUAGAUUCAGAAUACAAGGAAGGUGGGCAGAGGAAUUGGAUUCAGGUAUUCUGUAAUGGAGCUGUGCCCACAGAGCUGGCCCUGCUAUACAUGAUAGAAAAUGGCCCUGGGGAAAUCCCAAUAGAUUUUUCCAAGCAGCACACUGCUUCUUGGAUGUGUUUGUCUCUCUUGGCUGCACUGGCCUGCUCUGCUGGAGACACAUGGGCUUCAGAAGUUGGCACUGUUCUGAGUAAAAGCCCACCGAGGCUGAUAACAACCUGGGAGAAAGUUCCAGUAGGGACCAACGGAGGAGUUACGAUGGUGGGCCUUGCCUCCAGUCUCCUUGGAGGGACCUUUGUGGGCAUUGCAUACUUCCUCACGCAGUUGGUUUUUGUUAAUGAUUUAGACAUUUCUGCUCCUCAGUGGCCAAUUAUUGCAUUUGGGGGUCUGGCUGGAUUACUAGGAUCAAUUGUGGAUUCGUAUUUAGGAGCUACCAUGCAAUUUAGUGGUUUGGAUGAAAGCACUGGCAUGGUGGUCAGCAGCCCAGCGAAUGAGGUGAAGUACAUAGCAGGGAAACCCAUUCUUGAUAACAAUGCCGUGAAUCUGUUUUCUUCUGUCCUUGUCGCCCUCUUGCUCCCAACAGCAGCUGCUUGGGGUUUUUGGCCCAGACAGUGAAUUUUAUUUCAUUUACUAAAGUUAAAACUUCGGUAAAUUCAGCUAAAUUUGCAAUUCCAAGUCUCAUCCCAAGAAGAGUAAUUGUAAUGACAAAGCAGAAAGGCCAGCUUCUCCUCUAUUCCAUUACAAUGGAACUCCACGUUUUUCCUCUCUCUGAACUCCAUUGUAACAACUAAUAUCUUUUUGGUGAAAGACAAGGCUCAUAGAAUUUAUGCAUAUUUUUCUUCUGCUGAAUGGAACUUGAGCCGUGAAACUAUAAUGUCCCUAUAUAUUGAACUGAAAGUUCCUGCAUGGUAGAUAUAAAUUUUAUUUUGUUUGUUUAAAUCAGUAAAGGGACUAAAAGUAAUAAAAGUUUUAAAUGGCUCAGUUGUGGCAGAGAAAUGUCACCAUGCCAAUUAUCCAAA